Molecule: messenger RNA, 1303 nt
Organism: Lentinula edodes (shiitake mushroom)
Lineage: Eukaryota; Fungi; Basidiomycota; Agaricomycetes; Agaricales; Omphalotaceae
Exons: 5
Coding region: 58-1140 (360 amino acids)
Source: RefSeq, a predicted model, not a curated record
GUUUUCAAACAAUUUCCUUCCAGCCUGACAUUUUAGUCAAUUACAAGCCUCUUACCUAUGUACAAAGAUCCUUCGGUGAUUCUCCUCAAGAGAGAUUCUAUAUUCAAGCGACUCGAAAGUGAUCUCAUCUUGGCACAAUCCAACGCUGAAAUCGAGUUUCAUCUGUAUCCUCUCCUCAAUCGCGUCGUGACUGACUUCUGUAGUGUCAAUGAGGGGGAUAAUCGCUUCACUCUUGAAUGCCACCCACAGGCAUAUUUUGGUGACUCAGCCCCUGGCAGUUAUCGCCUCCCGGAUUGUGCUGCCUGCACCUUUGACUCCCGGGCUUCUACCAUGAAGGAGGCCAUCAAGCCUGUAUUUUGGUUUGAGGCAAAGCCAUUACGUGACUCUGGCAAUUGGCGGGAUAAAGAAGUAUUAAUCGACAUGAUGGCUUCCCACUAUUUCGCAACAGCCAUUCCACAGGUUCGUGAACAAGUGAAACAUGCCUUCAGAAGCUUCGAUGGUCCCACACAAUAUCCCGUUUUCAUCCUUGUAGGACUUUAUUGGUCCAUGUUAAUUUUUGACAAAGAUAAGGAGCAACGAGCCUAUGAACAUGAAGAGACUGUUGCUAGCCAAGUUCUAGCCAGACAAGCAGUAGCAGCUAAUCUUUUGGCACUGAAAGACCGCGCGACCUCAACGGCAUCUACUACGUCUGUAGUAGACCCAGGUGGCGCUCAAGAGAAAAGUCGCUUUUCAUCUCCUGAACGGCAGAUAGAUGUUUUCGAUGACUAUCUUCCGGAACUCAAGUAUUUCAAUGAGCCUUUGCUUCUGGGAACGCCUGUCCAGGAGUAUAAUCCAGUAUUUUUGCAUGCAUUGUCGACAAUUAUGGAAAAGCAUGAAUUUAGUCAACAACCCUCAUGUUUCGACGUACCACAUAACUACCAGUAUGUGCCCAAUAUCAAUAUGGUAAGCAUGUUCUACCAGUAUACCGCGAUAUUCUCAACAGCAUUAUGGUCAAUGCUACCAUGGAGCGUGAGGACGAGGAGUAUUCGCAAUCCGAAGAUUCAAAAGAUGGAAGUUACAAACCACCUGGGAGACACAAUGCUCCUCCUCACUGGGUCUGUGGAGCAGCAAGCUCCUCAUGGUUCUGGUUCCAGCAUGUGACACUAUGUAGCCUUUAUUUCUUUUACAUAGGCUCAUGACAUAUAGUUGAUAGUGACUCCUCUUUGAGAACAGGAAGAAAACUGAAGUGAAACCAAAAGUGAAAGUGUGAGUAGGAGUUCGAGCAAUAGAGUAAAAAUACGGGCUUGUGUAUGCAUACAUGAUG